AUGGAGUUGACGCCGACAAAAUAUCGAGGAGCCGCUGGAACUUUGCAUAUGGUGGCCGUCUCAUUCUCUGACUGGUUUUCGUUGCUCAUUGGACUUCCUGAAGUACUUGGUGGAUCAAAUUGGUGGCCGAUCGCCUUUGCGCUCCCAGGAAUCCCAGCAUUGGCUCUCUGUUUUAUCCUACCAUAUCUAUUGAUGACCCGUGGAAAUCGAGAAGCUGCCUAUGAUUCAAUUGUUGCUUUGGCUGGCGAGAAACAAGCAAAACCCGUCUUCAACGAACUCAUCCGAGAAAGCGCACGAGACAAAAGUCGAUCCGGUUCUUUUUGGGAACUCUUCACGAGCAAGAAGCUCCGUCUUCCCCUACUCGUUUCCCUUCUUGUCAUGGUCGCUCAACAAUUCACCGGAUGUACAGCUGUCUUUGCUUACUCGACUGACAUGUUUAUCAACGCGAAACUUGAUCCACAAACAGCUCGUUACGCAACGCUGGCUAUCGGUGUCGUCUACUUCUUGUUCGCUUGUUCGGCUCCUUUGUUGAUUGAUCGAGUUGGGCGAAGGCCACUUUCUCUAUUCCAAUUGAUCGCCUGCCUCAUUGCUCUAUCGCUGCUCACUCUGUUCACAGGAAUUCAACAAUACGAACAAGCGACUUGGGCAAGUUACGGAACGAUCGGCGCGCUCGUUUUGUACAUGUGCGUGUAUGGGGUCGGCUCGCCGAUUCCCUGGAUGAUCACCGGAGAGCUUUUCAAUCAACAUUUCCGUUCAACGGCUGUCACGGUCUCGGUCUUUGCCGCCUACUUCAUGGCGAUGAUUAUCUCAUCAGCGUAUCUACCAUUUCAACAGAUGGUCGGUGUCACGUUCAGCUACAUGCCUUUCAUUGUGGUCAGUUGUAUCUCGAUUGUCGUUCUGUACUUCAUUCUACCCGAAACAAAGAAUCGUGAUGUGAAUGACAUUGUGAAUGAGGUGAGAGCACGGAAUCACUCGCUCAGUCUCGGAAUGCCGUGGAAUUCGCUGUCGCAAGAGGGACGGACUGAGAACAAGCACAUAGAGGCACUAAACCCAUCAACGUACUCGUCUCGAUUGGGAAGCAUUGGUCGACUACAUGAACAAAAGAACAUUCGAGAGUUUUGUGAAAUGCUAGGCAAAUUU
Messenger RNA from Mesorhabditis belari, 1140 nucleotides. Lineage: Eukaryota; Metazoa; Nematoda; Chromadorea; Rhabditida; Rhabditidae. The record is from the annotation of a GenBank genome assembly.